Messenger RNA from Cladocopium goreaui, 2628 nucleotides. Lineage: Eukaryota; Dinophyceae; Suessiales; Symbiodiniaceae. The record is from the annotation of a GenBank genome assembly.
AUGAGCUCAAUUGAGUUGGCGGGCUUGAGCCGCAGGAUCCGCUCCGUGAGGAGAAGUUUGAGAAGACAGCUGGAUGAGUCGCAAGGCUCAUGGAGCGGCCUCUCUGCUUCAUGCGUGAGACAGGCGCUCCUGGUCUACCUUUGGAGCCAAGCAAAGACGUCGCAUCAUGCUUUGGACGCCGCGGCUACCUACCUCGCUCGCGCUGCUCCUCUGGUGAUUGUGCAGGUGGCCGUGUCGGCGAAGAAUGCCUUCGAUGCUUUGUUUGCCGCUACUUCGGCAGCGUUGAUGGCUCGGUUGAGCACAGACCCACCUGCAUCGGAGCUGUACCGGGCUUGUGAUUUCAUUAUACAAUACCUGCUUCAUGAUUGGGUCAGGUCUCAAAAUGUCGAGUAUGGAGUGGCCCCCACAAGGCAGCAGUUAGUAAGACAGGCUUUGCUCUUUGUUCCGGACGGCCUUCCAGAGGCUGUAGAGAACCGCCUGUGUUUGCCUUUCUAUGGUGGCCCUCCAUCCCAACGGGCAUAUUUGAGACGUUUUCGGAAAGCUUGGAACGGGCGCAUAGGCACCUUACCUGUCACAGCUUCUUUGCCAAUCCAUGUGUUGCAGGAGAAGGCCUAUUCUUUUUACCGGUGGGCCAACUGCAUCCCGCCAGACAAUAUUUUGGUCAACAUGGAUGAAUGUUCUUUGGCUGUGCACGUGGAAGGGUGCCGAGGUACUGUUUUGCGGUCUGUACGUGGUGCAGUGCGAGCAUCUUUGAGUACCCAGAGGUCCCGGAUGACGCUCUUAGCAUCAGUGUCUACAGACUUCGGUUUCAACGCAAUCUUGCCGCAGGUUAUCAUUGCCAACAAGACCCAGUUUCCCAUCAAAUUUAUGAAGUUCUUGGAUCCGGCAAUCACGGAUCGAUUGAAAAUUUGGCGUGGUGCCACCGCAUGGAAUACUGCUGCAUUCAUGUGUGUUGUUUCCCGAGAAGCAUGGCUACGUGUGAUGGCCACUGCAGUGGAGACAGUGCUUUCGCAUCGAGAUUGGCAGCGGGCUUUUGAAGGAACUGGAGUGACCAAGCAGCAGAAUUGCAUAUCGUCGCAUGCAUUGAAAGCCUUGCAAUGGGAUGAGUGUCCAAAGAUUCCAGCUGGGCGCCCUAGUGUGGGGCAAGCAUCGUGUAUCUUCCCAAGCCGCGGUGCUGGAAGUGGCAACAUUGAAGCAUGGGUGAAAGAGUGCGCUGGUGAUGACAGCUUAAUUCCAUACAUCCGCUCAUGGAGCGGCCUCUCUGCUUCAUGCGUGAGACAGGCGCUCCUGGUCUACCUUUGGAGCCAAGCAAAGACGUCGCAUCAUGCUUUGGACGCCGCGGCUACCUACCUCGCUCGCGCUGCUCCUCUGGUGAUUGUGCAGGUGGCCGUGUCGGCGAAGGAUGCCUUCGAUGCUUUGUUUGCCGCUACUUCGGCAGCGUUGAUGGCUCGGUUGAGCACAGACCCACCUGCAUCGGAGCUGUACCGGGCUUGUGAUUUCAUUAUACAAUACCUGCUUCAUGAUUGGGUCAGGUCUCAAAAUGUCGAGUAUGGAGUGGCCCCCACAAGGCAGCAGUUAGUAAGACAGGCUUUGCUCUUUGUUCCGGACGGCCUUCCAGAGGCUGUAGAGAACCGCCUGUGUUUGCCUUUCUAUGGUGGCCCUCCAUCCCAACGGGCAUAUUUGAGACGUUUUCGGAAAGCUUGGAACGGGCGCAUAGGCACCUUACCUGUCACAGCUUCUUUGCCAAUCCAUGUGUUGCAGGAGAAGACAAUAUUUUGGUCAACAUGGAUGAAUGUUCUUUGGCUGUGCACGUGGAAGGGUGCCGAGACUGUUUUGCGGUCUGUACGUGGUGCAGUGCGAGCAUCUUUGAGUACCCAGAGGUCCCGGAUGACGCUCUUAGCAUCAGUGUCUACAGACUUCGGUUUCAACGCAAUCUUGCCGCAGGUUAUCAUUGCCAACAAGACCCAGUUUCCCAUCAAAUUUAUGAAGUCCUUGGAUCCGGCAAUCACGGAUCGAUUGAAAAUUUGGCGUGGUGCCACCGCAUGGAAUACUGCUGCAUUCAUGUGUUCCUAUUUGCGUCUUCUACAUGAAAAUUGGCAAUCUUACUGCCCUGAAAAGCCUUUGACGCUCCUCUUCGACUGUGCUGCAUGCCACCUCCAUUCUACUGUGAGGUCAUUGGCCAAAACAUUGGGGUUGCAGGUCCUAGUGGUGCCGGCUGGUGCUACCGGUACACUUCAACCGCUUGAUGCAUAUAUUUUUCGCACCCUACGCUGUGAGAUCCGGCGGCAGUGGACGCAGACAAAGAGCGAAGCUGCUGAAGGUGUUGUUUCCCGAGAAGCAUGGCUACAUGUGAUGGCCACUGCAGUGGAGACAGUGCUUUCGCAUCGAGAUUGGCAGCGGGCUUUUGAAGGAACUGGAGUGACCAAGCAGCAGAAUUGCAUAUCGUCGCAUACAUUGAAAGCCUUGCAAUGGGAUGAGUGUCCAAAGAUUCCAGCUGGGCGCCCUAGUGUGGGGCAAGCAUCGUGUAUCUUCCCAAGCCGCGGUGCUGGAAGUGGCAACAUUGAAGCAUGGGUGAAAGAGUGCGCUGGUGAUGACAGCUUAAUUCCAUACAUCCGAACCUUGAACUGA